Messenger RNA from Hylaeus anthracinus, 1298 nucleotides. Its product is annotated as gastrula zinc finger protein XlCGF67.1-like. Gene Ontology annotation, cellular component: nucleus. NCBI's taxonomy places the organism in Eukaryota, Metazoa, Arthropoda, Insecta, Hymenoptera, Colletidae. The transcript is spliced from 2 exons. Bases 493 to 1263 code for a protein of 256 amino acids. The record is from RefSeq and is a predicted model, not a curated record. Gene Ontology annotation, biological process: regulation of transcription by RNA polymerase II. Gene Ontology annotation, molecular function: RNA polymerase II transcription regulatory region sequence-specific DNA binding; DNA-binding transcription factor activity, RNA polymerase II-specific.
CCAAUAAAAAAAGUUUCGAUAAAAACUUUUACUUCAUUGUAAAUCGGUUUAUUGCACGUACAAAUAUGAAGAACACGAAUUGCUUCAAUAAAUAAUAGUAUCGACGUUUCACUGUGUCAUAAAUUAUAACUCAUAAGUAGAUACAUUCUGUUUGUCUUUAGCAUACAUUUUCCAUGUGUGAAUGCCUAAUAGUUACAUAAAUCAAGUUCAGUCAUAAAUCAUUGCGAUAAAUGGGAACAUUACAUUUCCCCGAGUCCUCGAUAAAUAUAUAAACGUCUAUCAUUUUAAUAAUCCAUCGAAGAACAUCGGUCGUUCGAAGUCCGUGUCGAUUGUUUAAAACUUUCCAGAUUCGAGAGCAACGAGAAAGCCUGCGAUCUCUGCCAAGAAAAGUUUCACUUCGUGACCAGAUUGGUGGCGCAUUUGAGGAUCGUUCACGGUAUUCACAGGCCAUUCAAAUGCGUCACCUGUGGGAAAUCGUAUCCGCAGCAAUUUAUGCUGAACGCUCACGUGAAAAAGUCCCACACGCCGAAGACGAUACCCUGCGUCCAGUGCAGCUUCAUGGGGGUGAACGCCAUCGACGUAGAGAGACACGUGAAGAGACACCAUCGUGAAGUGAAGUUCACCUGCGAAAUUUGCAGCGAGAGCUUCGUGGACAAGGACUCCCUAAUGACGCACACGACUAUGCACAACUUUAUGCAGUAUCAACAGUGCAACGCGUGUGGCAGCAUAUUCAACGAUGUUUAUAGUUUAAAGGAGCACAAUCAACUGUACCACUACGACCCGUCGUUGUUGGUGCAAGAGAAGCUCGAGGAGGGGGACCAGCAGGCUUUGGCGCAUAAAUGCGACGUCUGCGGUAAAGUGUACAAGUACAAGUCCGUGCUGAAGCAGCACAAAGUGAAGGCUCACGGGGACACACCGAGCUACGAGAGACGCAGGUACUUGUGCGCCCUUUGCGGCAAGGAACUGAAGACCGCGAAGGGCCUGGAGAUCCAUAAUCGUUCGCACACGGGCGAAAAACCGUACACGUGCGAGGUAUGCGGCAAGUGUUUCGCCUGCGAGACCUUGCUAAGGACCCACAACGUCACCCACACCGGAGAACGGAAGUACUCGUGCGAUCAGUGCGGCAAGGCGUUCACCCAGAGAUCGACCCUGGUGGUUCACAAACGCUACCACUCGGGCGAACGACCGUACGUUUGCCAGCGUUGCGGGAAAGGCUUUGUGACCAGGACUGUUUUGAACACUCACAUGAAAUCCUGUCGCUGAGGAGCGAGUCUGGAAGUGGAAAGAACUGAUGAGCA